AGAAGUAGCCGCAGAGUGAGAGCUCUUCACUGUUCCCGCCUCUCUGUGGUGGUGAAAUCGUUCCACUACGUCAAGUCGUCCCGUCCGCUCUGAAGAUGUCUGCGACGGGUAUAGGCGGCUGCGGACCCGGACCCGGACCCGGACCCACCUCGGGUGGACCCGGGUCCGGGCCUUCCAACCCCAGAAAGUUCAGCGAGAAGAUAGCGUUGCACACCGCGCGUCAGGCCGAGGAGACAGCCGCCUUCCAGGAGGUCAUGAUGGACAUCACCUCGACUAGGCUUCAGGCCCAGAAGCUCCGUCUCGCCAGGAAUCAGGGUCCGUACUACGGCGGCUCGCUACCCAACGUCAAUCAGAUCGGCAGGAGCCCUCAGGACUUCCAGGUCUCCUUCCCCUCCACGCUGGAGUCCAACCGGUCCACUCGGCAUCACGGUCUGGUGGAGCGGGUCCAGAGGGACCGCCGGUUCAUCUCACCGGUCCGACCUUACCGCAACCGACAAGUGGACAGCUCGCCGUAUAACUCCGCCUACCUGUCCCCGCCUCCUGACCCCAGCUGGAGAAGGAAUUGGUCCGGAAACUUCCCCGGGGAUAAAAGCCAGUUGUUUCGUCUCCCCACCACUGCACUCAACAGGACAAACUCUGACUCGGCCCUCCACACCAGCGUGAUGAACCCUCCCACCGGAGACCCCUUCACCACGGGAGGACACACCCUCAUGGCCCAAAGCAGCAGACGCACCGGUCAGAAUGAUGGAGAGGGCAGAAGAAUGUUUCCGUACCCUGUACCCCCCAUUGAAGAGAAUGUAUUGGAUGAAGGGAAACUGCUCAAACCCUGGGACACCAAGAAGUUGCCUCUGUUGUCAUCCCGACCCAAGUCCUGUGAAGUCCCUGGCAUCAAUAUCUUUACGUCCCCGGAGCAGCCGUCCACGCCUGCUCACGGCGUCCCUUCGGGGCUCAACACCGGCGGCUCGCUGCCCGACCUGUCCAGCCUCCACUUCCCCUCCCCACUGCCCACGCCGCUUGACCAGGACGAGCCUGGCUACCUUGGAUCCUCCUCUCUGAGUGGGGGCAGCAGCACAGGGAACCUGGCCUCCACCCUCACUCAGCUGGGCAUCAACGCCGCCAACGCACAGGCAGGCAACGGCAACUUCCACCACCACACACAAGGUCUCCUGGCAUCUCUACAGAGCACGCUCAGUAACCCCUCCCUGCAGUCGUCACUAAGCAACCCUAACAUCCAGUCAUCGCUCAGCAGCCACUCCUUCUCCAACUCUUUGAGCUCCGCCUCCCUGCACUCAUCGCUCAGCAACCCCUCGCUGCAGUCGUCCCUCAGUUCCUCCCCCUCGCUGCCGUCCUCCCUCAGCAGCCAAUCGCUGCACUCCUCCCUCAGUAACUCCUCCCUGCAGUCGGUGUCCAGCGGUAACCCCGGCUACAGCAGCGGCGUGGGGGGCUCCAGCUCCUGCUCCUCCUCCUACUCGCCGCUGCUCAGCGGGCAGGGCCAGCCGUCGCUCAGCACGUCGCCACGGAGACGGGCGCAGCUGUCGCCGCUCAUUCUGCCCAUGGGAGGGGAGUCACGGCGGCAUCACUCCAAACAGUUCUCCCCCACCAUCUCCCCGACGCUGUCCUCCAUCACACAGGGCGUCCCUCUGGACACCAGUAAACUGCCUCUGGACCAGCGCCUCCCUCCCUACCCGCUCAGCCAGUCCCACCAGCACCAGCAGGGCUCCCAGUCCGGCCAGCAGCCUCCUCCCAUGAACCAGCACCACCACCAACAACAGCUGCACCGCCUCCAGCAGACUGCUCAGCAGCAGCAGCAGCAGCAGCAACAGCAGCAGCAACAGCAGCAGCAGCAGCAACAGCAGCAGCAGCAACAGCAGCAGCAGCAACAGCAGCAGCAGCAGCAGCAACAGCAGCAGCAACAGCAGCAGCAGCAGCAGCAACAACAGCAGCAGCAGCAGCAGCAGCAGCAGCAGCUCCACCUGCAGAACCUACGCAACUCACACAACCAGCACCUGCAGCAGCACUUUGGAUCGAUGCCGAUGGGGCAGCAGGUGAUAAAGAACGAGAGGCCAAUGGAUCAGUGCGUCCAGGGCUCCUCUCAGGGUCACGUCAAACAAGAAGCUGAGCAGCAGGCGGAACAGCACCGAGCCGGCGGCCUCCCUCAGCUCCAACAGAUCAGCCACAAUCUGGCCUCUGACCUCUACAACGAUGCCUUGUUCAACUCUCUACUGGACGACCCCUACCUGAGUCUGCAGCUCACGGGCAAAUCCAACCAGCAGUUCACAGCAGAGAACCAGGGCGACUGUCUGUCUCUGAACCACAGCGGUCAGAACCAGUUUCCCUCCAACACCCAGGGACACCUGGACCUGCAGGACCCCGGGGACCAGCAGCUCCUCAACCACCAGAACCAGAACUACGGCAGCGGGGACGGACGACAAAACGUGCCCAACAUCAUCCUCACUGGCGACUCCCCACCGGGUCUGUCCAAAGAGAUCGCCAGCGCUCUGUCUCACGUCCCCGGCUUUGAGAUGGAUCCCUUCUCCCUGGACGACCCUCUCAGGAUGGACCCGCUGGCUCUGGACAUGCUGGACGGCGAUCUGAUGCUCGCCGACCCGGCUGUGGAGGACUCCUUCCGAUCCGACAGGCUAAAGUGAGCCCCCCCACCCGGACGGAGGCGGAGAGAGGACCAGGAUCAGCGCCGCUCCCCCAACCAGACGAUCGGCAACUUUCUGUCCGAGGUCGGAAUGAACCGAAGGCGGGGGGGGGGGGUCUCCGUCGAAGGCACUUAACUGAAAACGCUCUCGCAAUGCUUGAAGUCCAGACAAACGAGAUGCUUCUGUUUUAGGCAUUAGCUUGUUCACGUCUUAUCUGCAUGUUCAUGAAAAGUGCACUCACGUAAAUGCAAACACGCAGGAAUAAAGCGCUCACGUAGCGUCUGCUUAUGUCAGAAACCGUCUGCAAAAACCAGCAACGCUUGGAAGAACUCUGCAUCUGAUCCGCUGUGUGACUGUUGGCCAUCGCUCACAGGACAGACCACGUGUGAUUGGUUUGGGUCAUCAGGUCAGGAAGUAACAACCGGAGGCCGAUGACUCGGAGCUCUAUAUAUUUUAUAUAUAUAUUUCUAUCAGAUAACAGUUUGGAAUGAAGCCCUCUACGGAGAGCGUCCAGUGCUUAAAGCCCCUGAUAUGCUGCUUAUCACCACAAUAAUGUUACCCUGAUCGCUUUAUAUGAUCCUGUGAUCACACAGGACGCUCCGCAAGUCCACUAAUCUGCUUUUAGUCACACAGUUAUCACAAUAAUAUUCACAAAUAUAGCUUUAGUAGCAGAGAGAAAGAAAGACUUCUUUCAGUCCAGGUCCAGUCUGGAUGAGCAGGAACCCUUAACCCUGUUGGUCCUACUCAUCCAGGUCCAGUCUGGAUCAGUAAGAACCCUGAAUCCCGUUGGUCCCUCAGCCUUCAGCUUUAUUCACCUUUCAGGUCAACUUCUUAAAGGGCAACUCCACCAACAUUGAUGUUGAUGUUUUAUCUAUUUUAAAAAAAGAUGAAUUACUUCUGCUCACUAUUUUAAUAUCAGGCUGCAACUAACAAUUUGUUUUAUCAUUUAAUCUGCCGAUUAGUUUCAUCAUUUGGUCUAUAAGUUGUGUAAAAUAGUGACUCAGUGUCCAUCACAGUUUCCUCCAGUCCAAGGUGACGUCUUCAUAAGGAAUGUUUAGUCCAAACUAAAGUCCAAAUAAACAUUAAAUACGUUAAAGUAAACGGUAAAUUCACAGCAUUUAUACAGCUGCUUUCUAGUCUUCAUUACAAUACAUGGCAGCAUUCACCCAUUCACACACACAUUCAUCCACUGAUGGCAGCAUUCACCCAUUCACACACACAUUCAUCCACUGAUGGCAGCAUUCACCCACUCACCCACACAUUAUAACAUUUUUCACUUGUCUCUUAUCAGACAAUUUAUGGACCAAAUGAUGAAUCAAUUAAACGGCAGAUUGAUCAAUCAUGGAAACAAUCCUUAGUUGCAGCUGUAACCACAGCAACAGUGAUGUCACAGUGUCCUGGAGUACACCUGUCCAUCACUGCAGCCAGAUGAGAAGGUAUACCAAGUAAAGACACAGCAUUUAACAGUUGUUGGUGGGAUUGCCUUUUAACCCCAGUCACUGUGAUUGACAGCACUUAGCCCCGCCCCCUCUACCUGCACUUGCUGCACCUGUUUUUUCAGCCCCGAGAGGGCCAGAGCCUCGUAACAUAUUUUAAUGUAACAAAGAAUAAAAAAAUAUAAUAAUAAUAAUAUUAUUAAUAUUAUUUUGACUAUAAAGAAGUUUUAUUUUUUAAUCCAAAGUGGUCUAAAUCUGUAUGUAUAUAAUUUCUCAGAUAAUAUCUGUUAAAAAAACGAAUACAGUUUGAAUAUUCAAACAUCAGCUUGUAAAAGUUUGAAGCCUGAAGUGAGUUUUUGAACAACAGCUUGUGAGACGUGAGAUGAGCUGCAUGUGUUUCUUUUAAGCUCCAGUCAUCAGUUUGUUUCUGUGUUCAUUCAACUGUCCCUUUCAUUUUAUAUUUGACAUCUAAAUCAUCAACAAUAGUAAACGGUAAACAAUAAUUUGUUCUGUGUUCACAUCAUGUCCACCUUCGGACUGAGAGGCUCCUCCAGUACUGAAGGUUUCCCAACCUGGGGGGCAGGACCCCCUUAAGGUUCGCUGACAGGAAAGAAAACAUUCAAAAUAACAUUCAGAAAAUUGUUUAUUUUUUAAAUUAGCAUAUCAUAAAGCAUUAUAUUAUAUAGAAAUCAAAACAAUGAGGAAAAAAGACACACUUUGCUUGAACAGAUGCAUGUAGUGAUGAGACUCAACUUUAUUUAUUAAUUUGAUUUGUUCACAACAGAAAAGUCAGAGGAUUGUUUCCACAUUCAGAAAAUAUUUAUUUAGUCUUUUUAAACAGCUGUCUUUUUGUAGAAAAAUAUUUUUUUAAAAAACAAAUCCCAAAUCUUAAUUUUACAUCAAUCUGACAAAGAAAAAUAACAUUUGAGAAAGCUGAAUUCAGGCUGCCUAUUUUGUAUUCUUAUUGAUCGUUGCCAUAGUUACCAUGUGAUCAGGCUUCGGUUGCAGGUCUGGAGGGAUCUGGAAAUGUUUGAGAAGGGUACCUAGGAGAGGUGAACGUUUAUCUGAUGGAUUUAAUAGCUUUAAUGCGUUUGACAGAUGAGAGAUGGUAAAUCAUAAUUAAUAAAUAAAUAAUUCAUGUGCCUGAAGUUUAGAAGACUGUUGAGGGUCUGAGUGGGGAUUCAUGUGUUUACUGAUGAUGAUGAUGGAGGAAUGACAAUCACAAAAAAGUGUGACUGAGUGUGACUGCUGCCCCCCGCAGGUCAGUUCAGGCUGCAGCCGUGUCCUCUGGACGGGUUUUUGAGCAGCUGUGCGGCUAGGGGUUAGUGGUCAGGGUUUUCGUUAGGGUUUAGGGUCGUAGACAUACUGUAUAUAUAUGUAGACGCCGCAUUGAACGCUUUAGCCCGUUGCAGUGAUACGUCAACGUGGGCGCCAUAUUGGACCUGGCAAGACUGGCCUGUAACCCUAUACAAGUGAACUGGGGAGCUGCCGUUUUUCUAGAUAAAAAGCAAUAUAACGUCUGCAUUUGUCAACCGAUUUCAACGAGUCGUUAUUAUAUUAAA
Messenger RNA from Sebastes umbrosus (honeycomb rockfish), 5646 nucleotides. RefSeq names its product CREB-regulated transcription coactivator 2. The record is from RefSeq and is a predicted model, not a curated record. Gene Ontology annotation, cellular component: nucleus; cytoplasm. Bases 96 to 2648 code for a protein of 850 amino acids. Gene Ontology annotation, biological process: protein homotetramerization; positive regulation of transcription by RNA polymerase II. NCBI's taxonomy places the organism in Eukaryota, Metazoa, Chordata, Actinopteri, Perciformes, Sebastidae. The transcript is spliced from 16 exons. Gene Ontology annotation, molecular function: cAMP response element binding protein binding.